Mesorhabditis spiculigera is the source of this 387-nucleotide messenger RNA. NCBI's taxonomy places the organism in Eukaryota, Metazoa, Nematoda, Chromadorea, Rhabditida, Rhabditidae. The record is from the annotation of a GenBank genome assembly.
AUGACGCCGAUUCAUCUCUGCGAAGACGUGGUGCCGUGCGACAACCCGAUGAUGUCUGGCAACGACGCACCGAUGGACGUAUCUACGCCCGUCUGGCGAAACACCACCUCAUCAAGAAACCCUCGAUUAUUUUUACGGACCUUAGAACCCUGGCUUUCCCGCCUUCUCGUGGCCCCCGAGUGGUCCCCUCCGAUACUGUCAAUUUCCAGGAACCGGCUGGCUCAACUCGAGGUCCAGUGUGCAUUGCCCGGCAACGGCCAUAUCGAAACUGUCAACACCACCGUCAGCGUCCGGGAGAAGUUCAAAAAUGUGUACGCAUCGUUGCUACCGGACAUGCCGCAACCCUCCAACAUCUGCGUGUACGCCUCGGUGCAGCCCAAACCACCC